Molecule: messenger RNA, 2807 nt
Organism: Pundamilia nyererei
Lineage: Eukaryota; Metazoa; Chordata; Actinopteri; Cichliformes; Cichlidae
Product: solute carrier family 2, facilitated glucose transporter member 1
Exons: 10
Coding region: 130-1500 (456 amino acids)
Biological process (GO): dehydroascorbic acid transport
Cellular component (GO): plasma membrane; endomembrane system; perinuclear region of cytoplasm
Molecular function (GO): D-glucose transmembrane transporter activity
Source: RefSeq, a predicted model, not a curated record
CACGGCUGUCCUUGGAUCUUUGGAGUUUGGAUAUAACAUCGGUGUCAUCAAUGCGCCACAGAAGUCACUUGCUCCAACUUAUCUUGGCACUCCUUGCAGAUCAUUGAGGGGGACUACAAUGCAACAUGGAUGUACCGGUACGGGGAGCCCAUCCCCACGGGGACCCUCACCUCGCUCUGGUCGCUGUCCGUUGCCAUCUUCUCCAUCGGCGGCAUGGUCUCCUCCUUCUGCGUGGGCUUUGUUUCUGAAUGGCUGGGCAGGAGGAAAGCCAUGCUUAUAAACAACUUGUUUGCCUUUAUUGGAGGAAGUCUGAUGGGAAUGUCUAAGCUCUGCCGCUCCUUUGAAAUGAUGAUCCUUGGACGUUUUGUCAUUGGUGCCUACUGUGGAUUGGCAUCUGGCUUGACACCAAUGUACGUGGGUGAGAUAGCACCUACGAGUCUCAGAGGAGCUUUGGGGACGCUGCACCAACUGGCUAUUGUCACUGGCAUUCUCUUCGCACAGGUCCUCGGCUUGGAGUCGCUACUCGGCAGUGAGCACUUAUGGCCUGUUCUGCUGGGAUUAACUGUUGUGCCGACUGUACUUCAGAUGGCUCUGCUGCCCUUCUGCCCCGAGAGCCCCCGAUUCCUCUACAUCGUCCGGUGUCAGGAGCACCACGCCAAGAGUGGCCUGAGGAGGCUAACAGGCAGACAGGAGGUGGGCAACAUGCUGGCAGAGAUGAAGGAGGAGAAGCGGAGGAUGGACAUGGAGAGGAAGGUGUCCAUACCCGAACUCUUUCGCUCUUCGCUUUACCGCCAGCCCAUUAUCAUCGCCAUCCUCCUGCAGCUCUCCCAGCAACUGUCGGGGGUUAAUGCAAUAUUCUACUAUUCCACCAGUAUCUUCAUGAAAGCAGGAGUCCAGAGUCCAGUUUAUGCCACCAUAGGAGCCGGGGUGGUGAACUGUGCCUUCACGGUAGUCUCGCUUUUCCUGGUAGAGAGGACGGGUCGACGGACGCUCCACAUGCUAGGACUUGGUGGAAUGUGCAUCUGUGCCGUCAUCAUGACCGUGGCUCUUGCUUUACUUGACAGUGUUCCAUGGAUGAGCUACAUCAGCAUGCUUUCUAUCUUUGGUUUUGUGGCCUUCUUUGAGGUUGGCCCAGGUCCCAUCCCCUGGUUCUUUGUAGCUGAGCUGUUCUCUCAAGGUCCAAGGCCAGCUGCCAUGGCUGUUGCAGGCUUUUCCAACUGGACUGCCAACUUUAUUAUUGGCAUGUGCUUCCAGUAUGUCGCUGACCUCUGUGGGCCAUACGUCUUCCUGAUCUUCGCGGCUCUUCUUCUGUUCUUCCUCAUCUUCACAUUUUUCCGGGUACCAGAGACACGGGGCAAGACCUUUGACCAGAUUGCAGCCAAUUUUCACCAGCAUUCAGCUGGAGGGAUGAUGGAUAUGGAUAUGAGCAUAGGCAUGGGUAUGGACAUAGACAAACCCAGCACUGAGAUGGACUACUUGGGGGAGGAUACCAUGAACUGAAGAUGCCCCAUGGAACUGAGAAAAAUGGAACUGAGCUCAGCUUGAGAAAAGUUGGGUAAAGGGGCAUGACACCAAACUUUUAUUUGCUAAUAUGUAUAUUGAGAUCUUUAUUUUUUUUUUCACAUAGAUUGUGGUGAAAAAGCAGUGUUAAAAGUGUGUGACAAUUUGGGUGUUAUGGAAUUGUCCUUUGGUGGUAGCACUGCAGUACAGGGUUAAUAGUUAUGAAUUCUGGCUUCACUUGAAAGGCUACGAACCAGUGGAGUAAAGGUCGACUGCUGUAGUUUCAAGGGAAGAAGAUGCUAAUAAGAACAGCCUGUCUGGCAUUGACUGCCAGUGCAAUAAGACUUUAUUCCAUGGUGAUGGCAAUCAGUUGCAAUAUUGACAGAUGGGUGUGGAGAGACUUGGGGAUUCCUGCACUUUAUAAACAGAUAUCUACAGUUUUCAAAGUUUUUAGGCAUAGAAACAAUAGGAUCAGCAGCCAGGAGUGUGAUGGAGCAUGCCUGUUUUUACCAAAGAUGGGAACACACAUUUAAGAGAUUAACAUAUGAAUUGAUUUUUUGAUCUCCAAUGACAGGAAUCCCGUCGACACACUGUGGGUUUUGAAUCUUUUUUGGCGCCAAAUGAAGUGUGUCUGUAACACCCGGUAUUUAUAGCCGUUAUUUACUCAAAGCAGAUGUAGAAAAGGUAUGAUGGGUAGGUAGUGUUUUUGUUCUUUAAGAACAGGUAACAGAUGCAUUUAAUCAUGUUAUACUUUUAAAAACAGAUUUUAUGUGCUAUGUUCAUGUAUCCAAAGUGUAACCUGGCAUCAAUGUAAAAAUACCAGUCUGAAACUUCUCAAGGGGCAUUAUCAAGCGGACCAAAAUGCCUCUGGAGUCGAUUUCACAGACAUUGCUCUGAACUCCUCCAGAUAUUAGCCGAUGGAGGGGUCAUCCCAGGACACGAGUGUCACAUUCAUAUAGUCUGGACAGUUAAUGGUCUGUCCCUGCCAGCUUCUGUCCACAUGAUUUCAUUUGCACAAAUUACAGCAAAGGUCAUUCUAAGUUCAUGUUGAUUAUAAUCUGAUUAUAGUGUGACGCAGUACGGUGUGACCUGAAAGUGUAAACUGUCGUAACAAACUAUCGUUGUUGGAUGCAUGGUUGUGAUUGGCUCAGUAUAGGUAGUGCUCUGGGGAAAUGAGUUUCAGUAAAGAAACAAAAUUUUGCCUCAAAUUUGAACAUGAGCCUUCAUACUCCUCUGGUUGUUAGGUUACCAAAAGCGUUUUCUGCAUCAGUACCAAAACGCUGAUAUUUUGGAGUUUUCACAUGUGU